UAACCACAAUAUAACUAUAUUCAGGCUGUCAGGCGCAUUCCUUAUUAAGCAGCGCAUAGCUAUCAGUGUCAUCAAAAUUUCAAAUUUCAUUAAAACUAUUUUUACCUGGUGUGGUUUAGUUUGUUUUCAAAAUUUUUAUGUGUUUUCUCGUCGCAAAUGCAUUUUUGCUUUGAAGAACUGUCAACGCGUGGAGGUGGUAUUAAAUCAUAUGUGACCGGUGUAUUGCCUUAAGCAAGCAAAAUAAGAGCGAAAAAUAAUUGUGAAUAUCCAUGAAAUGAAAUUGCGUUGCAAUAUUUGCUUUAGUGGCUGAAUUCAAGUGCAUAAAUAAAAUAAAAAUAAAAUAAAUUCUCUUGUGUGCUAAAUAUAAAUUGUUGCAAUCAUGGAUAUCAUACAAGAAAUGCGGGAAUUGGAUCGUGAACCGGACACGCCAAGUGUCGCCUUAACCGCGUCUGCCACAGCGAGAACCACAACCAGUGUUUCCGCUCGUGUUAUCGCCGUUAAUCAUACUCAAAAUACGAAUAUUGUGAAUUCCAACACAUUGACAAAGAAAGCCAGUAGUAGUAGUCUUACGAGCAAUAUUAGUAAGACUUAUUAUAAUACAACAACUAGCGUGGUAACGCGUAAGCGUGGCGGUCUGGCUAUCGCCAUCAAACGGCAGGACAGUUUAGAUCCUUAUGGCAACAAUAACAACCACGAUCGUAGCAUCUCACGCCAGUCUUCCUAUUCCAUACCAUCCACGCCAGUAACACCGCCCGUGCCCACACUACGACGUGGCUUAUCGGUGCGCAUUAGUGAAGCCUCGACAGCAAUUUGUGUUGGUAACGACGAUAACGCGACUGAAGUGGCAGCGGUAAAACGUCAGCCGUUGACGUGUUUGGAGCGCUUUCGGGAAGGUAUCUUGCGAUUUUUUGCCAAAAUCAUGGGCAGCCGCACGCCCAGCGAGGCAGAUGGAUAUGAUUACUAUGACUGUAAGUGA
This is a messenger RNA of Bactrocera dorsalis (oriental fruit fly), 976 nucleotides long. RefSeq lists its product as uncharacterized. The transcript has 3 exons. The record is from RefSeq and is a predicted model, not a curated record. Lineage: Eukaryota; Metazoa; Arthropoda; Insecta; Diptera; Tephritidae. The coding region runs from base 380 to 976 and encodes 198 amino acids.